Amphimedon queenslandica is the source of this 1821-nucleotide messenger RNA. The record is from the annotation of a RefSeq genome assembly. Lineage: Eukaryota; Metazoa; Porifera; Demospongiae; Haplosclerida; Niphatidae.
AUGUAUGUGCUAGUGUUGUGAUUGCCUCUGGUGAGUGCAAUAAUAUCGGGAUUAUGGGGGAGAAAGAUAGGAACAAGGGGAGCAGGAAGAUUGACAUCCACUUGCAUAAUAUUGUGUUGGGGGGUGUCUUGUAUAAUAUUAUAUGAGGUGUGCUUGAAUGGGGCGGCGACAUAUAUACAAUUGUGAAAAUGAUUUGAUUUUGAAUUGUUAACGGUAAGCUUUGGACUGCAGAUAGAUGUAAUAUCUUCGGUGAUGCUGAUUGUGGUGACAAGUGUGUCGUUAUUAGUUCAUAUAUACUCCACGGGGUAUAUGAAGGGGGACCCGCAUGUGCCCCGAUUUAUGGCAUAUCUUUCAUUAUUUACCUUUUUAAUGAUUGUGUUGGUGACUAGUGACAAUUAUUUACAAUUGUUUAUCGGCUGGGAGGGAGUAGGGGUAUGUUCAUAUCUUCUUAUAAAUUUUUGAUUAACAAGGAUAAGGGCGAACCGGGCGGCGAUGAAGGCGAUGUUAGUGAAUAGAAUGGGGGACAUAGGGGUGGUGUUGGCAAUGUUGUUGAUGUAUCGAGAGUUUGGGACAUUGGAUUUUUCAACAUUAUCGGGGCUAUCUGGUACGGAUGCGCCGCAUAUGACGGCGAUCUGUUUAUUGUUGUUGAUGGGGGCAGUAGGGAAGUCAGCACAAUUAGGAUUACACACAUGACUGCCGGAUGCAAUGGAGGGACCAACCCCGGUGUCGGCAUUAAUACAUGCAGCUACAAUGGUAACUGCAGGGGUGUAUUUAAUAAUAAGGUCUGGGCCAUUGUUUGAGAAAUCUCCGAUGGCGUUAACAGUUGUAACAAUUAUCGGGGCUUUAACAGCCUUUUUUGCAGCUACAACGGGUGUAGUACAAAAUGAUUUAAAGAAAGUGGUGGCCUAUUCCACUUGUAGCCAAUUGGGGUAUAUGGUAAUGGUUUGCGGUAUAUCCGGGUACUCAACUAGUUUAUUCCAUCUAAUGAAUCAUGCAUUUUUUAAGGCUUUAUUGUUUUUAAGUGCGGGUUCAGCAAUACACGCCAUAGGGGACGAACAAGAUAUGCGAAAAAUGGGGGGAUUACUAAGGGCGAUUCCAAUUACAUAUGUGUCUAUUUUGAUAGGGUCGAUGUCAUUAAUGGGUUUCCCAUAUUUAACGGGGUUUUAUUCUAAAGAUUUGAUACUGGAGUUGAUAUAUGGGAGAUAUUAUAUAGCGUUUGCAUAUUGAUUGGGGAGUGUGUCCGCACUGUUGACCGCAUUCUAUUCAAUGAGGUUGGUGUAUUUAACAUUUAUGACAGAGACAAAUGCAAGACAAGGGUCUUGAGAUAAUGUGCGAGAGUCUUCUAGAGCAAUCACCGUGCCCUUAUGUAUAUUGGCAUUAGGUAGUAUAUUUGUAGGGUAUAUAGGUAAAGAAUUUGUAUUAUCAAAUGUAAUGUCGCCGAUAGUUGCCAAUGGUGUGAAAAUGAUACCAUUAUUAUUUAGUUUGUUGGGGGGCUCAUUGGCAUUAUUUUUAUAUGUAGUGGUGGCACCAAGGGGGACGAUCUGAUUGCAGGGAUUGCCAAUAUACCCCUUUUUUAAUUCCGCCUGGCAGUUCAACCAUGUAGUAAACCAUUAUGUAAUCAAAAAUGUGUUUAAAUUCGGCCAUAAGGUGACGUACAAGGUGAUCGAUAGGGGGUUGCUGGAGAUCGUGGGGCCGGAGGGUGUGUCUAAAAUAUGUAUAAGAUUGUCUCAAAAGAUAAGCAAUUUACAAUCGGGUUUAAUAUUUCAUUAUGCGCUAACGAUGAUAUCAUUUGUGGUGGGAUUUUUAUAUGCGACUGCAUAA